Messenger RNA from Mollisia scopiformis, 2028 nucleotides. RefSeq lists its product as uncharacterized. Bases 1 to 2028 code for a protein of 675 amino acids. The transcript has 4 exons. The record is from RefSeq and is a predicted model, not a curated record. NCBI's taxonomy places the organism in Eukaryota, Fungi, Ascomycota, Leotiomycetes, Helotiales, Mollisiaceae.
AUGUCGGACAAUUCCACAGUCUAUAUCGGAACCUGGAUCAAUCAUUCAAAGGGGACGUUUCUUGGCGCAACGCUCACAUUGCCGAAUCUACACGGACUUAUCUUGAUAUCUGGUCUUGCCUUAUUCAUCACAUUUACUUCGACAAGGACUUGGAGCAUCCUAUGUUUCUUCGUCCAUCAAGUUGGAACCACUCGUCGUCCUCGAGAUGGCCUCUACCACCAGAUCCAAACAACGGUACGGAACAAUAGUUCUGAUCUGCAGUCAAUGUGGCAUCUGACGAAAAUGGCUUGGAGAUGGGGCUCACCGCGUUCGAGGAGCUUUCAAAAGAUUGUCGGUAUCAUCAUCCUGGCGUUGGCGCAUCUGGCCAUUUUCACCAUUCUCGGUCUCCUGUCAUCUCGUCUCAUCACUCAUGGAGACGAAGUUCUCGUUCGAGCACUCAGUAACUGCGGCUCGAGGGACCUCACCAAAAAUAUUUCGGACCCUGAUAUCGAUCCUUCGCAAGCAAUUCUUGAUUACUCCACUCAUCGGACAAUUAAUGCAGAGUUGACGCGACAAUAUGUGCGAGAUUGCUAUAUUGGGCAGCAAUCAUCGACGGAAUGCAGUUCUUGGAAAAGCACCCAGUUGACAUAUAGCACCACACGCAACGCGUCCUGUCCCGUUUCCGAAUCGAUGUGUUUGGGACCUGCGAACGGAGCAGUCCAAUUCGACACUGGACUGCUUGACUCCUGCGAUGACCUGGGUUACGUUGAAGACGGGAAACUCGUCUUCGAUGGCCAGAGAUAUAAUUACUCUGUUGGAUAUUACGGUGUCACAGAAGCCCCAUCUCCGGAUUGGCGUCCUGAUGUGGGGUUUUCAAAUGCGACAUUUUUUCUAGGCGAUCCAGAAACCCAGUUUGACCAUGCUGUUGUUGGCAGCAGGAUUCUAUACAAUGUGAACGAAAUCACUGCCUACCCUAUUGAUGGGAACUCAACAAUCCUACCUUGCGAAGGAUUCAUUCCCAUUCAAGAACUAGCAUCCGUCAACCAAACCUUGGCCUUGUUAUACGUCACGUUCAAAGGAGCCUACUCAGCACCAAGCGAUGAUCUUUGGUGGCCCGCUCAUCAACUCGGCAGUCCUUUCUAUACUUCACUUCGAGGUGUCGCCAAUGCCACACGACCGACUUAUACCUUGGACAAGACUGUCAACGUUCUGGCUUGCACAGAACAGCAUCAAUUUUGCAAUCCAAAUCACGGACAGAACAAAGACAAAUGCGCAUUCCGCGGCCUCAACGAUACGGGUUACUUCGAAGGUGUACUCGACAACGACAGGCAGAUCAGCACCGCAGAGGUUAUAAUGGGUGCAGCGGCGGAAGCUGCAUUUGAUAUUCUUGUCCCUACUUUCGUCGAACCCCCUCUGCUGGAUAGUGACCAGCACGGGACGACAGUCGCUCCUGGCCUUGCCGAUGACAAUUGGAUCCAGGAGUCAAUCCAUUUGUUCAACAUGAGUUUAACCACCGUUCAGCGCUACAUGGUGGAAUGGGCAACAGGACCUGCUGAACCUUACAGCAUAUAUACAUAUGGUCCACCCAGCGAGCUCGACCCUCUAACUAAGUGGCAGUGCGAGAACCAGAUCAUCAGACAGAGCGGAUACACUUCUUUCAGUUCUCUUGGUCUAGGCCUCAUCUUCGGCCUCGGUGGAUUGGUGAUUUUGUCCAGUCUCUGGCUCGAGUCGAUCGUGGGCUAUUUCCAGAAACGCUUUCGUUUCGGGCUCUACCAACAAGUUCGCUGGAAGCUGGAUUCAAACUUACAACUUCAGCGCAUGGCUUACGAAGCAGCUGGGCUGGGCGAGUGGAAAGACGGCACUCACGAAAUUCCUGUCACUGUUGUUAGGAAUCAGGAGUUCCAGAUUGCGAUGGAGUGGGACGAAGUGCACCCGAGUAUCAAGGCAAGGGCGGAUAGCGAUUUGAGCAGGACAAGAAUGAUGGGCAGUGAGCUUGUGUUCGUUGAUCUGAAAGAUAAUGGCGCCGACAAGAGGACUUUAGUAGAGUGA